Molecule: messenger RNA, 5910 nt
Organism: Vigna umbellata (rice bean)
Lineage: Eukaryota; Viridiplantae; Streptophyta; Magnoliopsida; Fabales; Fabaceae
Product: actin binding protein
Source: RefSeq, a predicted model, not a curated record
GUAUGCAGUUGCAGAGAGACAGAACACAACACAGAGGCAAAGAGAGAGAAGGAGAAAGAGAAAGAGAAAGAGAAAGAGAGACGGGUCUAACUUCCAACAAGUGUUCGUAUUCUCCUUUUCAGUCCACUACGCUUCCUUCUUCCCUUUCCCUCUUCUCCGUUACCCCUUUCCCCUUUCACAUUCUAAUCACAUUUUCUCACCCCGCUUUACCAAAAAAAGAGAAAGAAAGAAGAAACAAGAUAAAGCUUUUCAUUGGAUCACGUCACCCACCUUUGCUUUUGCUCUCUUCUGCCUCUGAAUUGAGCAUUUCCGAGUUCUAUUGGCCUCUGAUCGAAUUGGGUAUUUGCAAGAUCUGCGGCUUCAAUUGUUGGGGGCAAAAAGUUUUGAUCUUGGUGGUGGACCAACCCAAUUACCGGUUUGGAUCCGAUCGGGGUAGAAACAGCGCCAUCAGAUGGCGCUGUUCAGAAGGUUCUUCUACCGGAAGCCGCCGGAUCGGCUUCUGGAGAUUUCCGAGAGAGUUUAUGUUUUUGAUUGUUGCUUCUCCCCGGAUGUCUUGGAAGAAGAAGAAUAUAGAGUUUAUAUGGGGGGGAUUGUGGCUCAGCUACAGGAUCACUUUCCAGAUGCUUCUUUCAUGGUAUUCAACUUCAGAGAAGGGGAGAGACGCAGCCAAAUCUCAGACAUAUUUUCUCAGUAUGACAUGACAGUUAUGGAGUACCCUCGGCAGUAUGAGGGUUGUCCUGUUCUGCCGUUAGAGAUGAUCCAUCACUUCCUUCGAUCAAGUGAAAGCUGGUUGUCUCUGGAGGGGCAACAAAAUGUGCUUUUGAUGCAUUGUGAAAGGGGAGGUUGGCCCGUGCUGGCAUUUAUGCUAGCAGGUCUUCUGUUAUACAGGAAACAGUACAGUGGGGAGCAAAAGACUCUUGAAAUGGUCUACAAGCAAGCUCCAAGGGAACUACUACACAUAUUGUCUCCUUUGAAUCCACAGCCUUCGCAUUUAAGAUAUCUUCAGUAUAUUUCCAGGAGAAGUUUGGGAGCUGAGUGGCCACCAUCGGAAACACCCUUAUACUUGGAUUGUCUGAUUCUUAGAGUCCUUCCAAUAUUUGACGAUGGAAAAGGUUGCAGGCCCGUUGUACGUGUUUAUGGUCAAGACCCUUCAAUUACUGCCACUAGAAGUUCAAAGCUUCUUUUUUCAACUUCACAAUCCAAAAAACAUGUUCGCCACUACCUACAGGCAGAGUGUAUGCUCGUGAAAAUUGACUUGCGUUGUCGUGUUCAAGGGGAUGUGGUUCUUGAGUGCAUACAUUUAAGUGAUGAUUUUGUUCACGAGGAAUUGAUGUUUAGAGUUAUGUUUCAUACUGCAUUUGUGCGGUCAAAUAUUUUGAUGCUGAGCCGUGAUGAAAUUGAUAUUUUGUGGGAGGCGAAGGACCUAUUUCCCAAGGACUUCAAAGCAGAGGUGCUUUUUUUGGACGCUGAUGCUGUUAUACCUGAUCUAACCACAGUCACGGUGAGUGAAGAUGCAAAUGAGAUUGAGAGUGCUGAGACAGAAAGUGCUUCACCUGAUGAGUUCUAUGAAGUAGAAGAAAUCUUCAGCAGUGUAAUUGAUGCACAAGAAGGUAAGACAGAGUAUGAUUCUCAGGCUUUCCAUGAAAAUGCUGUGAAUGAUGAAACUCAUAAGGGGGUCUGGAGGCAGAAGUCUGAUCCUCAUAGUUUUGAGGAUUGUCCGCCAGAUGACAAGAUCGCCAAGCAGGUUUACAAGAUGGAUCCUGGUAUUAAUACUGUGAAAGACAUCUCUAUUGAUGAUGCUCACUAUAAAUUUGAUGGGAGCAUAGAUUCAGAUCCUCAUGCAGUGAAGGACAUUGCUGUCGAUGAUGGAGAAAUUAAGUCAACUUCCAUUGCAGUUAUUUCUGAUAUGAUGAAACCUCCUCUGGAAACAAAGGAAGUUACCAUGCAUGUGCAGCAGGAAUUUGCAGUCAUUGAAAAUGAAUAUGAUGAAGAUAAGGAGGUAACAGAAAAGGAGCUAGACUCCAAGGCUGGGAACCAGAUGCCUGAUUUGACUGAACAAAAAUCUGGUAAAGUACUUCCAUCUACUGCCAAGAAACAACCUCCAUCCAACUCGAAGCCAGUUGGAGAUACAGUUGCAGCAAAGCAAAAGAUUAAACAGCAAGAAACCCAUGGUUUUCAGGCAAAACAAGCUAAGCCAAAUGCCGUAACUAGAUGGAUUCCUUCUAACAAGGGUUCUUAUACAAAUUCAAUGCACGUCUAUUAUCCGCCAUCAAGGAAUAAUAGUGCACCAGCUGCACUGACAAAUUUGUCUUCCACAAAAGAGAAAAUUGAAGAUUCCAAAACAAGAUCUUUAUCUGCUCCUGUUGUUUCUGCAGUUGUUGCUUCUAUUGACAAAACAAAUGACCUAAAAAGCCGGAAAGUGGUCACUUCAAAAUCUUCUGGCUAUAUAGCAACAGAAAUAGAUGAAAAAGGUCUACCGUCACCAUUGUCAUCAAUUAAAGAGACAUCUUUUCAGUCAGAUACUCCAGCGCAAGAGCAGAGCUCAGAACAACUGCUACAGCCUCCCCCACCACCUCCCCCUCCCCCUCCUGCUCACAGUAGAGUCUCUUCUCAAGUUUUUGAAUCCUCAUCAUUAAAGGAUGAUGUAUCAGCUCAAGGCUCUCCAUCUUCUUUGGGUGGAAAAGGGUCCCUCAUGCCACCACCACCACCUCCUCCACCGCCACCAUUUCAACCUUCAACUUUAACAACAUUUAUGAGACCACCUGAAACUUCUCUUCCUUUCCCUCCACCCCCACCACCACCCCCGCCCCCUUUUUUUGGGCAAAAUGUAGGGAGCUCAGUACCUUUUCCAUCCCCUAGGAAAUCUGUGGCUUCAUCAAUGGUUGGAGAGACUAGUGUAUCUUUAACAGUUUCUACAACCCCUCUUCCAUUUACAAGCACUGCCGUUACACCGGAUGUUUCUCAAGUGGGUACUGCAGUGAUCCCUUCACAGCCUCCUCCACCGCCACCACCUCCAAGGUAUGAAGUUUCAUCUGUUCCUCCUUUGACACCACUAGCAUCACCUCUUCCAAAAAAUGAAAUUCCAUCGGUUCCCCCUCCUCCCAUGUUUCCUACAGCUUCAACAAACAGGGCUCCACCCCCUCCUCCCCCAACACCCCCAUUUGCAUUACAUAAAGGUUCACCUCCACCAGCAACCCCACCUCCAACUCAACCCCUGUCUCCGCCUCCUCCUCCCCCUCCCCUAGCCAAUUCACAUAUAUAUUCAGCUACACCACCUAUAGCUAAUUCUCAUGUAUAUUCAACUACACUACCUAUACCUCCGCCACCACCUCCCCCUCCUUUUGGUAAAGCUUCAUUACCUCCCUCUCCACCUCCUUUCAAUAGUCCUCUUCCACCACCACCACCUCCACCCACACCUCCUUCCCCACCUCUUCCUCUAUCAAGUGUGGCCUCUCCUCCACCUCCUCCAAUGUAUAAAGCCGCACCUCCCCCACCACCACCUCUUCCUCCAUCAAGUAGAGCCUCACCUCCGCCACCGCCACCACCACCUCUUCCUCCAUCAAAUGGAGCCCCACCUCCACCUCCACCACCACCUCUUCCUCCAUCAAGUGGAGCCCCACCACCCCCUCCACCUCCAAUGUACGGAGUACCACCUCCAUCAAUGUAUGGAACACCACCUCCUCCUCUAGGUGGUCGAGGACCACCUCCUCCACCUCCUCCUCCAGGCGGUCGAGGACCUCCUCCUCCACCUCCCCCAGGUGUUCCUGGUGCUCCUACACCUCCUGGGGGUGGACCUCCGCCACCUCCGCCCUUUGGUGCAAAAGGUGCAAAUGUUGGAGUUGAUCCAAGAGGGAGAGGACGUGGGUAUGCGCGCCCUACAGGGGCUGCACCCCGUAAAUCCUCUUUAAAGCCUUUACAUUGGAGCAAGGUUACAAGGGCACUACAAGGAAGUUUAUGGGAAGAAUUACAAAGACAUGGAGAACCACAAAUUGCACCAGAGUUCGAUUUUUCAGAGCUAGAGAAGCUUUUCUCCUUAAAUGUUCCAAAACCUGCUGAUGCUGGUGGAAAAUCUGGAGGGAAGGGCAAGUCUGCUGGAUCUAAAACUGACAGAGUCACCUUGGUUGAUCUAAGGAGGGCUAAUAAUACUGAAAUUAUGCUCACUAAGGUUAAGAUGCCACUUCCCGAUAUGAUGGCUGCAGUACUGGCUUUGGACGAGUCAGUAUUAGAUGUUGAUCAAGUGGAAAAUCUUAUUAAGUUUUGUCCUACAAAAGAGGAGAUGGAUCUUAUAAAGGCAUACACCGGUGACAAGGAACUUUUGGGGAAGUGUGAACAGUUUUUUAUAGAGUUGAUGAAGGUGCCAAGGGUGGAGUCAAAAUUAAGAGUAUUUGCGUUCAAGAUUCAGUUUGGUGCCCAGCUUACGGAGUUUAAGAAGAGUUUAAACACUGUUAACUCUGCCUGUGAAGAGGUCCGACAUUCUGCUAAACUGAAGGAGAUAAUGAAGAAAAUACUUUAUUUGGGUAAUACAUUGAAUCAAGGAACAGCAAGGGGAUCUGCAGUUGGAUUCAAGUUAGAUAGCCUUUUAAAGCUCACUGACACUCGUGCUUCUAACAGUAGAAUGACACUGAUGCAUUAUCUCUGCAAGGUCAUAGCUGAAAAGUCACCCAAACUCCUUGAUUUCCACCUAGACCUUGUUAGCCUGGAAGAUUCCACUAAGAUACAAUUGAAGUCAUUAGCAGAAGAGAUGCAGGCAAUCAUCAAGGGACUAGAAAAAGUUAAACAAGAAUUUGCUGCAUCUGCGAAUGAUGGACCUGUUUCUGCAGUUUUCCAUGAGAAAUUGAAAGAAUUUAUUGGUGUAUCUGAGUCAGAGGUGGCAUCUCUAACAAACCUAUAUUCUGUAGUGGGUAGAAAUGCUGAUGCACUUGCCCUAUAUUUUGGUGAGGAUCCUGCUCGUUGCCCUUUUGAGCAAGUUACUACAACCCUGCUAAAUUUUAUAAGGUUGUUUCGGAAAGCACAUGAAGAAAAUUGCAAACAAGCAGAGUUAGAGAAGAAGAAAGCUGAGAAGGAGGCUGAAAUGGAAAAGGCUAAGGGCGUUAACUUGACAAAAAAGGGUGCAAAAGAUAGUUGACGACUGGAUUUUCUGCUCCUUUGCAUCAAACAUCACACUCUUGCCAAAGAGCAGGAAUGUACCCGAGCAAGGGGAAUGCUUCCGAGAUCAGUAAAGAAGCCUCUCCCUUUCAAUGAUGAUGAUGAAGAUGAUGUGGCAAUUAGCCUUUCAAGCUGAUACAUUGGCUUGGAAUAAUGAAAGCCUGCAUCCUGUGGAAUUGAAAAUACAACAGGCUUAGGAGAGUUGAUUCUUUGAUGGCAUGCUGUUGAAAUGGGAUUUAUGUGGCCAACUGAUAAUUUUUGUGAGAAUACCCUGCAAAUUCCCAGAUGUAGAUGCAGAGUGGAUGCUUACUGUGAUUAUAUGCGUCCAGUGUAUACUGUAAAUGUUGGUUCAAGAAGAAUUUUUGUAGCAGGGCAUGUCUUAUAUUAUGGCAGUAGAACAGCCAUUGGCAUGCAUCAUUCACUUCAUAUUUUUUGUGGCACCACAGCAGUUGCCUUUUGGAUUUGUGAAGCACCAUAGUCCAACCCCAACCGUAGUACCAUGACACCUUGUAUAAAGCUCUAUCCCUCUCCUUUAGGAUUCAAUUCUUUCUCGUGUAACAUAGAAAUUAGCUCCCUUUUUCAUAGAGAUUUUGAUAGGUACCCUCGACAAAAUGUUGUAUAGCUGUCAGGUUAAGAGAGAAGGUAGAAAUCAGGUCCCUGUAUUGUAACCAAUAUUAUUAUUCUUAAUUGUGAAUCACGAGGCUAAUUUUUUAAUUGUUAAUCAUGAAUCAUAUGGAAUGAGAAGAUUUUGACCGAAUGAAAAUA